CAAUUUUUAGCUCCUCAUAGAGAUUCUAGACCAAAUUAGAUCAGCCUAGAAACAGGGAAAUGAAUUAGAAGAAAGUGCUUGAAUAUGGUUGUUAUGACCAAUUAGCAUCCCGUUCUCCUUCAGACAAUGUUUAAAGAAUUAAACCACGUCCAGGUAAAUGGACUUUAUUGUCUUGUUCCAUAAUUAAAAGAAUCAAGCUACUUAGUUAAGGGAAGACUACAGCCCAAGCCUUUUCCCUCCCAGCUGACAGUACUCUGAUAGGCAGUAGACCGCAAACAUUUAAAAAGAAAAUCGUCAGGUGCUAACCCAGGUGCUAUCGCUUUCUCAGCGCCUAAUCUUCAACCUCUACUAAGCUCGUUAAAUGAGUCUUCUGAGAGCUAUGGAGUCCUUGGAUUCAUUGAAAGCAUUCUACAACGAACGCUAGGGGGGAAAAAGAACAAACAACAUACAUUUCAAAUAUAGGAUUCAAUUACUUUUCACAACUCAAUGAUGUGUCAAAGGCACGCUGUGUUUUGUUUUGAGGGCGGGGAGAUGACAGGGAGGGAAUCCUGAGCCCCCAUUGGCUCGCCGCUCGCCGCUGCAGCUGAGCUCCAGCCGCUCCAAGAGCAUUAUUGAUCCGAAGGGUGAAUGUGGAGGGAGCCACAGAGGGGUCCAAGCGUUUCUGAGAAGAGAGGCAGCCUCUUCCAGGAAGAGAGUGGUGUCUACUGGCUGCCCGGCCUGGAGAACCUUCUGUGAAUGAAAGGGGACAAAAUGCAAAAGCAGUGUGUUGCUACAGUGAUUUAGGAAGGGGAAAAGGGAGAGUGAGAGAGAAAGAGAGAGAAGGGUCUCACCUUCCGUGCAAGGCUGGGUGUUGCAUCCUGCUGCUGCCGUCCCUGCCGCUGCUCCUGCAGCUGCUGUUGCUGCCAUCAGGUAAACCUCAAAGAUAUUGAGAGGUCAGUUCCAGACAAAUGGCAAGAAAGCAAAUAUCCCAAUAAAGCAAGUCACCUCUGUUACCUAACUGGUUGGCUCUUUUGAGGAAUUAUAGUCAAGUUGGAACUCAAUAGCAGAUUGGAGUUUUAAAGUAUGCCAGCCUUUUUAAGGCCAAAUUCAUGAACCCUCAGAUGUAAUCCAUGGAUCCAUGGGACGGAGAAUAAGUGAUUCCCAUUUAGAAUCUCACAAAGAACCAGUUAUCUUCCUCAAUGCAGCCGGGUCCACCAUUCGAGAUCUCAGCUGUGACUGUGUCUCUAUUAGGAUCAGUGAGACAGUGAGGAGCGCAACCUAAACAGGGAAAAGGAGCACAGCAUGCAGCUACUUGGAGGGUGUUGAUUGAAAACUUCGAUCUCCCCACCCCGUUCACGGUUGACUUGACUGAUUUCUCACAUCCUUCACAAGAGAAUAUUUCAAUUAAGGUCCCUUUAGAUGGAAUAUAAUACAGCAGAAGCCUUUUCAUCAAAAGGAUUAAUGCCUGUGUUAUCAUUUCUGCAAUAAAACAGGAAGCUAAGUGGUGGAGGCCACAAACACUUCAAACCUGGAUUCCACAAUUCUACAUUAAGUGCUGGAGUUUUUAUCACUCUGCUGCAGGAAAGCCUUUGCCAAUGCUUACAAGGAACUGUUUAUCCCUGCUUCUCUGGGUCCUGUUUGAUGGAGGUCUCCUAACACCACUUCAGCCACAGCCACAACAGACUUUAGCCACAGAGCCAAGGGAAAAUGUUAUCCACCUUCCAGGGCGACGGUCACAUUUCCAACGAGUUAAACGUGGCUGGGUAUGGAAUCAAUUUUUUGUGCUGGAAGAAUACAUGGGCUCCGAGCCUCAGUAUGUGGGAAAGCUCCACUCCGACCUAGACAAGGGAGAGGGCACUGUUAAAUACACCCUCUCAGGAGAUGGAGCUGGUACCGUUUUUACUAUUGAUGAAACCACAGGGGACAUUCAUGCAAUAAAGAGCCUGGAUAGAGAAGAAAAACCUUUCUACACUCUUCGUGCUCAGGCUGUGGACAUAGAAACCAGGAAGCCCCUGGAGCCUGAAUCAGAAUUCAUCAUCAAAGUGCAGGAUAUUAAUGACAAUGAGCCAAAGUUUUUGGAUGGACCUUAUGUUGCUAGUGUCCCAGAAAUGUCUCCUGUGGGUGCUUAUGUGCUCCAGGUCAAGGCCACGGAUGCAGAUGACCCAACCUAUGGAAACAGUGCCAGAGUCGUUUACAGCAUUCUUCAGGGACAACCUUAUUUCUCUAUUGAUCCCAAGACAGGUGUCAUUAGAACAGCUUUGCCAAACAUGGACAGAGAAGUCAAAGAACAAUACCAAGUACUCAUCCAAGCCAAGGAUAUGGGAGGACAACUGGGAGGAUUAGCUGGAACAACAAUAGUCAACAUCACCCUCACUGAUGUCAAUGACAAUCCACCCAGAUUCCCCAAAAGCAUCUUCCAUCUGAAAGUUCCCGAGUCUUCUCCUAUUGGCUCAGCUAUUGGAAGAAUAAGAGCUGUGGAUCCUGAUUUUGGACAAAAUGCAGAAAUUGAAUACAAUAUUGUUCCAGGAGAUGGAGGAAACUUGUUUGACAUUGUCACAGAUGAGGAUACACAAGAAGGAGUCAUCAAAUUGAAAAAGCCGUUAGAUUUUGAAACAAAGAAGGCAUAUACUUUUAAAGUAGAGGCCUCCAACCUGCACCUGGACCACCGCUUUCACUCCGCUGGCCCGUUUAAAGACACGGCCACGGUGAAGAUCAGCGUGCUGGACGUGGACGAGCCGCCGGUUUUCAGCAAACCACUCUACACCAUGGAAGUUUACGAAGACACCCCCGUGGGGACGAUCAUUGGCGCUGUCACUGCCCAAGACCUCGACGUGGGCAGCAGUGCCGUUAGGUACUUCAUAGAUUGGAAGAGUGAUGGGGACAGCUACUUUACAAUAGAUGGAACUGAAGGAACCAUCGCCACUAAUGAAUUACUAGACAGAGAAAGCACUGCGCAGUAUAAUUUCUCCAUAAUUGCGAGUAAAGUUAGUAACCCUUUAUUAACCAGCAAAGUCAACAUAUUGAUUAAUGUCCUAGAUGUCAAUGAAUUUCCUCCAGAAAUAUCUGUACCAUAUGAGACAGCUGUGUGUGAAAAUGCCAAACCAGGACAGAUAAUUCAGAUAGUCAGUGCUGCAGACCGAGAUCUUUCACCUGCUGGGCAGCAAUUCUCCUUUAGAUUAUCACCUGAGGCUGCCAUCAAACCAAAUUUUACAGUUCGUGACUUCAGAAACAACACAGCUGGAAUUGAAACCAGAAGAAAUGGAUACAGCCGCAGGCAGCAAGAGUUGUAUUUCCUCCCUGUUGUAAUAGAAGACAGCAGUUACCCUGUGCAGAGCAGCACAAACACAAUGACUAUACGAGUUUGUAGAUGUGACUCUGACGGCACCAUCCUGUCUUGUAAUGUGGAAGCGAUUUUUCUGCCUGUAGGACUCAGCACUGGGGCUUUGAUUGCAAUCCUACUAUGCAUUAUUAUACUUUUAGCCAUAGUUGUGCUGUAUGUGGCCCUGCGAAGGCAGAAGAAGAAGGACACCCUGAUGACCUCUAAGGAAGACAUCAGAGACAACGUCAUCCACUAUGACGACGAAGGAGGUGGGGAGGAGGACACCCAGGCCUUCGACAUCGGGGCUCUGAGAAACCCAAAAGUGAUUGAAGAGAACAAAAUUCGCAGGGAUAUAAAACCAGACUCUCUCUGUUUACCUCGUCAGAGGCCCCCAGUGGAAGAUAACACAGACAUAAGGGAUUUCAUUAAUCAAAGGUUACAGGAAAAUGAUGUGGACCCAACCGCCCCACCGUAUGAUUCACUGGCCACAUAUGCCUAUGAGGGAAAUGGAUCCGUGGCAGAGUCCCUCAGCUCUAUAGACUCUGUCACCACAGAAGGCGACCAGGACUACGACUAUCUGACAGACUGGGGACCCCGCUUUAAAGUCCUGGCAGACAUGUUUGGCGAAGAAGAGAGUUAUAAUCCUGAUAAAGUCACUUAGGGGAGCCGUGAAGGCUAAAACACAACCAAGAGGAGAAAUUUUUAAAAAAGAAAAACGAAAUACAAAUAGAACCAAGAGGAGAAAUUAAAAAAAAAAAAAGAAAUACAAAUAGAAAUCACACAUGCACACGCACACACAAAGGCCCAGGCUUUAUAGAACAAGAUUUCUUUGAUUAUCUGGUUUCUGGCAAGUUGCUAUAUUUAUCAUAUUGUCAGUUUUGUUUUUUCUGCCAACACAAGAUAAAUCCUGUAAUAUGUACUUGCUUUGUUGUUUUGUUUUCAGAAUCACACUGAGACAAGCUCAGGCCUAUUAAAUACAAUUUACUGACAUGACAACCUAGAACGAAGAUAGCUAUGUGGCAUCACGGUGGAAGAGUGUUAGAUUUUUCUUAAUUCCACUAAAGUGCCUAUUGAAACUCUUAUCAUUUAAAGUGGUGUACAGUACACUCUGCUGUGAUGGCAUUGCAGGAUUCAGAUAAAGAGGACAUAAAACAAAGACACUGUCUUUAUGUCAAGGAGCAAUAGCAACAUGCUGACUCUCCUCAUUCCUUUUGAGAAAAAAAGAAGAAUACUUUCUGAACUCCAUCUUCUUAUAAUUCAAAGGUUUCUUUUUUUCUUUUUAAAACUGUAUGCCAAAACACAUUUGUUUUUCCUACCCUUUCAGAAAAUUGAAAUAAAAAUGUCACUAUCAAAUAUGUAAGUCCCAAAUUCUAAAAGCAAUGUUUGAUCUUAACAUUACUUCAUAUUAAAGGUGUUCAUUAAAAUGUUACUUUUUUUCCAAAAAAUAAAAUAAAAAAGAAUAUAGAAAAAAAAUCCCUCUUUAUAAAGAGGCCUCAGGACUCAAAUUCCAUAUUAAAAUAAAUAUUGGUUUUAUUUAAUAUUGUAUUGGUGUGUGGAAAAUUGGUUUUAAAAGUCAGCAGAUCAUUUAAACUUUUAGUCAUAGAUAAAAUUUCAGAUUGUGAUUUGAUGGAAAUUUCUGGGGAAAAUAAAGUUUAUUAAUUUAAACAUGGGAAAAGAAAUUCAUUACACAGCUUCUCAGUUUCUUACAAUCUAGUGAUUCUUAAAUAAGCAAUGAAAAUAAGCUACAUAUCAAAAUACAGGAUGGAUUUGUAACACAUCUAAAAAUAUUAAGUCAGGGACUUCAGAAAAUUCAAACCAGCGACUAAAUUGUAAAAUGAACACAAAUUCAAAUUCAGGGAGAGGAUUAAUUUGGUUACUAACAUGGAUUUCAACUUUGUGAACACAUUAUUUUGGACCUCAGAGUUAUCUCUUUGUUCUAUAAUACCUACUAUAAUCCUAAUAUACAUGAUCCCUUACAAUUCUCUGUAAAGAACUUUUUAAUUUGAUGCAUAUUUCUAAGACAUAUGAGAUUUUAUAAGCAUGUUAGUAAAUUAUACUCAUGCACAUUACUUUCCAGUGGAUCGUACACUAUCUAGAAAUGCACAUAAAAUGGAUGUGAAUGAAUUAUAAGCUAAUAUAUUUUCAAUAGUGUAACUAUAUAAGUGACUACUUAAAUAUUGACACUAUUUAUAAGAAAAAAAUCAAAGUUGUUUAUAGGUCCAUCCUGAAGAUGUGGUCAAUAUCUAGCUAUAUUUAUAAAAUAUUUAUGAAUCUAUUUAACAUAUGCAAGGUUAUGAAGCAAAAAAUUCACACAUGGGAAAAACAGGUAGAAAUAUGGAUAACAUAGGAAAAUUAUAUUCAGACCUAUUCAUUUAUAAAUGCAUACUUUAAAAUUAUCUGACUACUAAUUAUGCUAUGGCUAUGGGACAAUUUGAAUCUGCAUUUCCCAUCCCUUUUUUAUGUCUUCCAGUUGCAUACUCUCCUUUUCUUUCUACCAGGAAUGGCUACCGUGCCAGUUUUCCUCCAUUCACAAUUCUAUCUUUCCCUUUGAUCCCUACGAACUGCAUUAUAAUAUUCAUGUAGUGUAAUGGUUUGCAGUAUAAUAUGUCUUGGGAAAUAUUUAUGUAAUUACUUUAAAAAAAAAAAAAAACCCGAUGGUGUCAGAAACAGACUGAAGAGAAAAAUAAGGGCAACUUUUGGGUUUGCAUUAGCAACAUGAUUUUCUGUGGAAUGAUGCAUGGUGCCUGAAGAAGGUUAAUAUGCAAGACUCUUUCGGGUUGACAAAGCGAUUCUUGUCAGGAAUGAUUACAUUUUACAUUUUGCUAAGAAUCUAACUGCCUCUGCAUGCAGUCAUAUAGAAGAAACAACGGUGGCAUGAAGAAAACUUGGGAGGGACAGGUCAUUUCAAUCUACAUGACUAAGAUGCUAAGCAAAAAUAUGAAAUUGUAGGCAUUAUUUUCACUAAAAUAAAAAGUCCUUUUCAGUACAUCAAGCCUUUAUUUUUUGCAAUACCACUGCAUUAGUUUUCUAGUGCUGCCGAAACAAAAUAUAAUUGAGCGACUUAAACAGAAACUUAUUUCUUAACUUUCUGGAGGCUUAAAGUACAACAUCAAGGUGUCCACACAGAGUUGGUUUCUAUGAGGGCCGUUUUUCUUGGCGUGUAGAUGACUAUGUUCACUUGGUCUUCACAUGGUAUUCCUUCUGUGUUUUUUUGUGUCCUAAUUUCUCUUCUUAUAAGGACACCAGUCAUAGUGAAUUAGGGCUCACCCAUAUGGCCUCUUUUUACUUAAUUACAUCUUUGAAGGCUCCAACUCCAAAUAUAGUCACAUUCUAAGGUACUGGAUAUUAGGACUUCAACAUAUGUGGGGAUGCAGUUUGGCCCAUAACCACCACCAAAAUGUUAACACCAUUCAUUUUUUUUUUUUUUU
Messenger RNA from Microcebus murinus (gray mouse lemur), 6726 nucleotides. RefSeq names its product cadherin 12 (gene CDH12). Lineage: Eukaryota; Metazoa; Chordata; Mammalia; Primates; Cheirogaleidae. The record is from RefSeq and is a predicted model, not a curated record. Gene Ontology annotation, molecular function: beta-catenin binding; calcium ion binding; cadherin binding. Gene Ontology annotation, biological process: cell-cell adhesion mediated by cadherin; adherens junction organization; multicellular organism development. Gene Ontology annotation, cellular component: plasma membrane; catenin complex; adherens junction.